AGUGAAAGUUGUCAUCAAUGAAUGAUUGCUUUGUUUCAGAUGCAUUGUUUUUAAGAAGAUAUGCAAGAAAACAGACAUUCCAAAGGUUAGUAAUUUAUGCGUAUAUUUUUUCAGACUUAAAAUAAGGAAAUAUAGAAUAACUGGAAACAUUUUCUUAAGCUCGAUAUGUAGUUAUUGGACUAAACGAAUAAUGUUCAUCAUGACGAUAUUGAAAAUUUAACAAUGGCGUAGGUUCUAUUCCGAUCAUCUAUUAAUGAAUUUGCGCGAGCGUGUUAACUAAGGCUUAGGGUAAAAAUCGAUAGAGUAUACGUCGAUCAUUAAAAUUCGACAAUAUAUAUAAUCACAUACAGAUUGUUGAUUAAUCGAAGAUUUCUUAUUCUAGUUUUUAUUUGCAAUGGUAAAAGAUCACUAGUAAGAGGAUUAUCUAUGAUCUGAACUUGUACUUCUAACUACAUGAAUAAAAAAGUGGUUUUUAAUUACAAAAGUCUUCUAGAGGUUGGCUUAAUAUUUCCUAUUUGUAUUGCAUAACGCUUUUGUCAGUUGAUUCAUGUAACCAAUCUGCCUUUUCCUAAAAGAAAAAAAUGGAUAUGUUUUCAUUGUGGUUUGAAAUGGAAUCGCACUCUUCUACGCAUCCAAAUUAUAAAUAUUGAUUCAUUCAGUCGUAAAUUCUUUGCAUUUCAAAGUAUUUGAAGACAUUCGACAAUGAAUUUGCUUGAAAUAUUGUCUUACAUAAAAUUCUACUGCGAGAGUUAUAUAGAUUGGGAUGUGGUAUCACAAUGAAAAUACUUGUGAAGUUGACUCUCUCCCUCUCUCCCCUUCGGGUACCUUCAAUUUUUUAUUUUAAAAUGGUGAAUAUAUCUCCACUAAGGUUAUCAUCUCAAUAUAAGUUAAACGAUCAAGUCGUUCCAAAGAUGUCGAUUUGAGUUUAGUGUAAUGAUUUAUUGAUAAUGAAACAAAUAACAUUCUAAGAAUCUAAUUUAAAAUGUGGCGCAAUUAGAAGACAUUAUCGUUUUUAUUAGUACGUUGGACUACUAGUGUGCAGCGCAGCAAUAAGGUUACUACUCUAAUUCAUGGCUUCACUCUCUUGAACAAUAUUGUUUUCUAUAUUCUUUAGCCUGAAAUCCCUAUUCAUAAACCUCCAGUUCAUCGUUUUCUACCAUCCGAAUCUGACGAUGGUACAGAUGAAAUUGGUUCAUUUUUGGAUCCGAAAUAUCAACAUAUAGAAAGUCUCUUGAAUGAUAUAACAGAUAGCAAUAUAGCAACUCCGAAUACAGUCGAUCCUAGACGCAUCGAAACGCAAUUUACUUGUGCAGGGUCCAUACCCAAAUCAGCUUACGACCAUAAAAGUAAUGGGCAAGAGAAGACUAGGAUUUAG
This is a messenger RNA of Rotaria socialis, 1375 nucleotides long. The record is from the annotation of a GenBank genome assembly. NCBI's taxonomy places the organism in Eukaryota, Metazoa, Rotifera, Eurotatoria, Philodinida, Philodinidae.